Messenger RNA from Clunio marinus, 246 nucleotides. NCBI's taxonomy places the organism in Eukaryota, Metazoa, Arthropoda, Insecta, Diptera, Chironomidae. The record is from the annotation of a GenBank genome assembly.
AUGUUUUUAUGGUGGAUUUCACGGUCACGGGAACAAAGUUUGCAUGAAAAAGAACUGAGUUUGUCCUCUUUACCUCAAGAUUUCUUUUUGAAUAGUUCAACAAGACAUGAACAAUUCAUUUUGCUUUUUAUAAGUUGUUCCCGUGACCGUGAAAUCUCCCAUGUUCAUCAAACAACCCCGCAUAACUUGAACACGAUCCCGAUUCUAAAUGUUGUUGAAUAUUAUUCACAAGCGGGAGUUGAAUGA